AGAUUAGCAGUGCUACUCCUAGCCUUGUUUCAAAAUCCAUGGAAUUUUUAUACCCCAGUGUCUUUGGUAGUUGAUUGCGUCAUCAGUUGGCAAGAUUCUUGGACAACUUUAUUUCCUGUCAUUUGCAGUUACUUACUUGUUGUGCUUGGAUUCUUUUUGAUUAAUAGGAAACUACAUCUGAUUUCAAUAUCUGCAUUAUUGGCAAAUAUGGAAAAGUCAAUCAUAGUUGGAGUUAUCAUUAUAAGCGGUGCUGCGCUUUCAUUAUACAACCCACAGCAAUUAAGUUAUAGUAUGAUGGGAGUAAAUGUGGCUACUAUAUUCGUGACUAUAAUUUCAUUAUCACAGUUUCAAAUGAGAGAUAGCUUUAUAUCACCAUUAUUCGUGUCUAUUCUUUCCAUCAUAUUAGAAUAUAUUGUCAUUGAAAUGUCACCUUCUCCAGUUCAAUUCUUGUAUUCGUUUAGAUCGAAAUCGUUGGGACUACUUUCGGAUUCUUUGCACAUGGCUUUGGAUUGUAUGUCACUUGCAAUUGGCCUUGUUGCUGGUGUGAUUGCAAAACAUGAAAUUGACCCUAAUGGAAAGUAUCCAUUUGGAUUACGUAAUUUUGAAAUUUUAGCAGGCUUUACCAACGGUUCACUCUUGGUUGGAAUCAGUGGAACCAUCAUGUUUGAAGCUAUCGGAAGGUUAUUAAAUCCAGUCCAUUUACAAAAGACGAAUGAAUUGAUUGUUGUUUCUGUAAUGGGUCUUUUGGUUAACUUGGUGGGUAUCUUUGCAUUCAAUCAUGGCCAUGCACAUGGCCAUGGACAUUCUCAUGGACAUUCACAUUCACAUGCACCUGUUGUGGAAAGUGAGCAUGAACAUGAACAUGAACAUAAACAUAACCAUUCACAUGAAACUCAACACCUGCAUUCACACUCACAUUCCCAUCCUCAUGACGACGAACAUAUGAAUGAUAACAUGCGUGGGAUCUUUCUUCAUAUAAUGGCAGAUGCUCUUGGCUCAGUAGGGGUGGUGAUAUCCACCAUAUUAACCAAGCUUUUCGAUUGGCAGGGUUUUGACCCAAUAUCAUCCAUAAUCAUCGCCAUGGCAAUUUUCGUGUCUGCAGUACCGUUGAUUAAAUCAACUGCAUCCACACUUUUAUUACAAAUUACCAAAACCAGAGAAGAUAAAAUAAGGAAUGUGCUUCGUGAAAUUUCCGAGAUUAGAGGAGUCAGGUCAUUUGCCAGCCCUAGAUUCUGGCCCAAUCUGAGUAAUUCAAUCAGUGGGUAUAUCCACAUCCAGAUUUAUCGAGGAGAAAAUGGAUCCUUCAUUAAGAGACAAUGUGAAAAGAUUUUCAAGAAUGCGGAUAUCGAUGUGAUGAUCCAGAUAGAAAAUGAUUAUGAUGAUUGUUGGUGUCGUAAGUAAUAAGUUUGCAGCUAACUAACUAAUAUAUAUAUAUAAUGAUAUU
Messenger RNA from Spathaspora passalidarum NRRL Y-27907, 1444 nucleotides. RefSeq names its product metal cation transporter. Gene Ontology annotation, cellular component: membrane; Golgi apparatus. Bases 208 to 1401 code for a protein of 397 amino acids. The transcript is spliced from 2 exons. The record is from RefSeq and is a predicted model, not a curated record. Gene Ontology annotation, biological process: transmembrane transport; zinc ion transport; intracellular zinc ion homeostasis. Gene Ontology annotation, molecular function: zinc ion transmembrane transporter activity. Lineage: Eukaryota; Fungi; Ascomycota; Pichiomycetes; Serinales; Debaryomycetaceae.